Molecule: messenger RNA, 555 nt
Organism: Taeniopygia guttata (zebra finch)
Lineage: Eukaryota; Metazoa; Chordata; Aves; Passeriformes; Estrildidae
Product: potassium voltage-gated channel subfamily E member 1-like
Biological process (GO): ventricular cardiac muscle cell action potential; regulation of ventricular cardiac muscle cell membrane repolarization; regulation of heart rate by cardiac conduction
Cellular component (GO): membrane; voltage-gated potassium channel complex
Molecular function (GO): delayed rectifier potassium channel activity; potassium channel regulator activity; voltage-gated potassium channel activity involved in ventricular cardiac muscle cell action potential repolarization
Source: RefSeq, a predicted model, not a curated record
AGGGAUAAGAAAACUGCCCAACCUCCAACAGAUGGCAAUAGAAUACAUGCUGAUCUUACAAGCCAGGACAGGUUUCUUCACGCUGGGGGUGAUGGUGAGCAACCUGCGGGCGCGGCGUCUCCAGGGGCCCCGUGACCCCUACCACACCUACAUCGCCACCGACGCCUGGCGCCAGAAGGACAGGGAGCACUUCCAGGCCAAGGUCAUCGAGAGCUACAAGCUCUGCUGCGUCCUGGAGAACCAGCUGGCCGUGGAGCAGCCAGGCACCAGGAUCUCUGAGGAGAAACCUUCCUAGGGAAAAGGGGGGAUGGACGGCGCGUGGCGCGGGGACGAUGCGAGUGGUGCCUGCUGUGGGAGCUGCUGGCCCUUCUGCAGGGCCACAAGGCUUGGCCAGGCUGGAGGAGCUGUGCUGCUGAAGCUGAUGGAGCUGGGAGAUCCCAGUGCUGCCCCAGCACCUGCCACCGUGUGGGAAUCACAGCGAGGCAACAUUGGGAUUCCCACGGAACACCACAGACUCAUCGGCUUCACCUUCUGAGCUAGGGCUUGCUGCCAGAG